This is a messenger RNA of Jaculus jaculus (lesser Egyptian jerboa), 2581 nucleotides long. It is a transcript of the gene Dcaf4, whose product is annotated as DDB1 and CUL4 associated factor 4. Gene Ontology annotation, molecular function: protein binding. The coding region runs from base 129 to 1622 and encodes 497 amino acids. Gene Ontology annotation, cellular component: Cul4-RING E3 ubiquitin ligase complex. The transcript is spliced from 14 exons. NCBI's taxonomy places the organism in Eukaryota, Metazoa, Chordata, Mammalia, Rodentia, Dipodidae. The record is from RefSeq and is a predicted model, not a curated record.
ACCUAAGUGGCUGACGCUGCACCUGGUCUUUCCGGGUCCCUGCACGCCUUGGCUCGGACUGAGCUCGCCGGGACUCCUGCGGGGCCGGGCCUGAGGGAGCGGGGAGCACCGUCCCGGCAGGAACAGGAAUGAAUAGGAGCAGCUGGCAGGGUAGGAGAAGACAGGGGAGAAGAAGCCGCCAGCAGAACCCUGGGCUCGGACAGCGUGAUUCUAGUGAGAGGUGCAACACCCCAGGGGCACCGCAGAGCCCACAGGAUUCUCGCGUCAGUGAUGGCGAGUCCCCCACCACCUCAUCCAGGGCAGCUGGGCAAUCCUCCGUGCCAGAACUACCAGGGUAUUACUUCGAUCCUGAAAAGAACCGCUACUUCCGCUUGCUCCCUGGUCAUAACAACUGCAACCCCCUCACAAAUGAAGGUAUCCGGCACAAGGAAAUGGAGAGGAAAAGAUUGCAGCUGCUGGAGGAAGAGAACAAGCAGAAGAAAGUAGCUAGAAUGGGAUUUAAUACAUCUUCCUUGCUGUGGAAAAACCAGCUGGGUUUUCUCAACAUCACCAGUUAUUGCCGUUUAGCCCACGAGCUACGAGUGAGCUGCAUGGAAAGGAAAAAGGUCCAGAUUCAGAGCUCGGACCCCUCGGCUUUGUCCAGCGACCGCUUUAACUUCAUCCUGGCAGAUACCAACAGUGACCGGCUCUUCACAGUGAAUGAUGUCAAAAUUGGAGGCUCCAAGUAUGGCAUCAUUGACCUGCAUGGUCUGAAGGCUCCCACGUUCAAGGUGCACAUGCAUGAAAACCUCUACUUUACCAACCGCAAGGUGAACUCUGUGUGCUGGGCCUCGCUGAAUCACCUGGACUCCCACGUUCUGUUGUGCCUCAUGGGCCUUGCAGAGACACCAGGCUGUGCCACUCUGCUCCCUGCAUCACUGUUUGUCAAUAGUCAGCCAGCAGGUGCAGACCGGCCCGGCAUGCUCAGCAGUUUCCGGAUCCCCGGGGCCUGGUCCUGUGCGUGGUCCCUGAACAUGCAGACAAAUAACUGCUUCAGUACCGGUUUGUCCCGGAGGGUCCUGUUGACCAAUGUGGUGACAGGACACCGGCAGUCGUACGGAAUCAGCACCGAUGUCUUGGCCCAGCAGUUUGCCGUCACGACUCCUUUGCUGUUUAAUGGCUGUCGAUCUGGGGAGAUCUUUGCCAUUGAUCUGCGCUCUCCAAGUCAGGGCAAGGGCUGGAAGGCCACCCGCCUGUCCCAUGACUCAGCGGUGACCUCUGUGCGGAUUCUGCAGGAGGAGCAGUACCUGAUGGCAUCAGACAUGGCCGGAAAGAUCAAGCUGUGGGACCUGCGGGCAACUAAGUGUGUGCGGCAGUAUGAAGGCCACGUGAAUGAGUACGCCUACCUUCCCCUGCAUGUGCACGAGGAGGAAGGCAUCCUGGUGGCAGUGGGUCAAGACUGCUACACAAGAAUCUGGAGCCUCCACGAUGCCCACCUGCUCAGAACCAUACCUUCCCCAUAUCCUGCCUCCAAGGCUGACAUUCCAAGUGUGGCCUUCUCCUCCCGGCUCGGGGGACUUCGGGGAGCCCCAGGGCUGCUCAUGGCCGUCCAGCAGAACCUUUACUGUUUCUCCUACAGCUGAUUCUGUCCUGGCAGCUAGAAGGGCAGGUGGAACUAAAAAGGAGUAAAGAGAAGUUUAUUUCCAUUUCUAACAAGGGCUUUGUUUGCUUAUUUUUCAAGGGAGGGUUUCACUGUAGCCCAGGCUGACCUGGAAUUCACUUUGUAGUCGCAGGGUGACCUCAAACUCAUGGCAGUCCUCCUACCUCUGUCUCCCAAGUGCUAGGAUUCAAGGUGUGCACCACCACACCUGGCAGGCACAUUUUAUGUAGUGUCAGUAUAUACAGAUGGCCGCUCUAGCUGCUGGGGCAGGUGGUAAAGUGGCUUGCAUGUGGUAAAGUGGCUUACAUGAAAUGCCUUCAGUAAAGUUGUUACAGUUAAAUUGUGGGCUCAGAGAGCGUGAAAGUCCUUUUCAUAAAAGGUACUUAUUUACUUGUUCUAUUCUUCAGAAGUUUCCCUCCUUUAUUAACAAAGCAUACUGUCCCAAGACUGGCAAAGACUAAAAUGACUCAAAGCUGCUUUUUCCUGGGAGCAGCUUAGUGGCCAACUUCAAGUCCUUGAGAAGGCCAGGUGGGUGGAGCGAGGAGGGGCAGAUCAUGGUCAUGGUCUCUGCAUCCGUACAGAGUAAAUAUCCAGGACUGGGUUUGGAGCCAUUAAACUUGGCUUUCUGAAAUGCAGGCUCUGUGGGCCUCAGGGAGUCUCCUUUUGUUUCCAUGCAUAAACACAGGGAAGAUGGGUCUUUUGAAGUGCUAGUGGUUUUAAACAGCCCUGAACCUACCUUUGUGGGGAUAUCUAACACAAUGUGAGGGACAGCAGCUUCUGUUCACUGCAGUGGUUUGAAUGUCAGCUCCAGAGGCCUGUGGCCAGAGAAAAAUUAGCUUUGACUUCUCGUAAUCUUGGAACUGCAGUUUGUGAAAUAUUUAUUCAAAGUGUUAACGGUCCUCUUGCGACCAACCAAUAAAAUAGAAGGAACUUAUGGUGUAA